CUGCACUUGUCAAAGGGUACUGAUCGCAAAAUUACAUCACAGUUCUGCCCCAAGACGCAGAGGCGAAUAACUCCAAGGGAGUUUUAACAAGUCCUUUCUAUUCGCCUUGACCAUAAAAAAUGCUUCCUUUGAAGAGAACUUUUGAGAGCGAAAACCAGCAGCUGCAUGAGCUCAACAGCAGACUUGCCCGCUACCUGUCCAGAACGAAGCAGCUGGAGCAGGAAAACACACAUCUUAUAGCGGAGAUCAGUAAACUGAGGCAGGUGAGCAGGAAAGCGGAAUGGGAGCAGCAGUGCAAAGCGGAGAUGGAGGAUCUGAGACGGAUGGUGGGACAGCUGUCCUUAGAGAAGUCCCAGGCCGAGAUGGAGAGGGAGAAGCUAUGGCGAGAGCUGCAGGCGGUCCAGAGUGUGUGCAGCGAGCAGACGGUGGUGUGCAGGGACAUCAGUGAAGAGCUGAGGGGCUGCGAGAAGGAGCUUCAACAAGCUCACAAAACCAACACUGAGCUUCAAGGGAGACUUCUUCGGUUGGACAACGAGCAUAAACGCUUGGAAGAUGCGCACAACCAAGAGGUAGCUCAUCUCCGGCAUCAGGUGGAGUCCCGGGUGGCACCCAUCAUCACGCAAACUUAUUGCGGGGCCCCGGCGGUCUCUGUAGAGGAAGUGCAGGAGUACACCCGCGGUCUGUCUGAGGGAUGGAUGGAGACGUUUGAAAUGUACCAAAAGAAGGUGGAGGAGAUGGAGCGCUCGAUUAAACUAGACCAGACGAGGCUGAUCGACCUGCAGAGGGAGAAGAUGCUUUACGCGUCCGAGUUGGACAAACUGCGCACUGAGGCGGUGAAACAGGGCCAGAUCCAAGAGCGUCUGGAGGAGCAGCUGAUGAACAUGCAGGAGCAAUUCCGCGUGGACCUGGGUGAACAUCAGAUGAUUAUUGAGCAGCUUGAACAUGAGAGGAACAUGCUGGUUGAUGCCAUGGAACAGAAAAUGAGAGAGCAUCAGCAUCUUUUUCAGGUGAAAAUGGAUCUGGGCAUGGAAGUAGCUGCUUACAGGGCUCUCCUUGAGAGUGAAAGAGCUGGCCUGCAGGAUGCCGACAGGAAGGUGACUCAACUUCAUAGGGAAAGAAUAAUAGAUAUCAAGAUGCCCCCUCAACCUUACACCCCAAGAGCAUCUACCUUAACCACAAGACAACAUUUGGAUAUCCGUUAUGCAUCACCAUCAAACCUGAGAAGGUCCCCCUUGCCCUCUUCUGGAUCCACAAGUCCAUCCAGGAUCACUCCCAUUUCGGCUGCAGAGAGGGCUCGCCAUCAGAGUCCGGCAUCUAGAAGGGAUAUGAUCUCAUUCAACAAAGCCCGGGCUGCUGCUUCUGCCCCUGCCACCACCAAGGAGCAAAAUCGUGGUCAGAGUGAAAAACAAAAAAGUCAAAAUGUGCAAAAAACUAUGGCAGAAGAAAAACUCUUGCAGAUCAAACAGGUACCCCCAGAAAACCAGAUCAAUGCUACGACUGAGAGGCAAUCUGUAAGAGUGGUAAGAACGGAAACCGAGACAGUAAGUAAACAGCAUGUGUCAGACAAGAAGGAGAACGGCAGUGCUCAUGAUGAGUUCAAAGACAAAGAGAGAGUAGAGCCUAUCACAAGCUCAGGUGAGAAAAAGAUACUAGACGGUGUCUCUGUCGAAGAGAUCAUUGACAAAGUGAUAAAACCAGCAGGUUUAGAGGCUAAGGUUUGUUCAUCGGGGGACUCACAGGUCAGUUACCAUGUGGAGAAAACUGAGCAGGAGGAUGGCACCACCAAGACACAGAUCGUCCUGGAGUCUAAAGUGGAGGAAGAACUGGAUGUUUCCAAAGAUUCAGCUCUGGAUGAACUCCUGAGCCAAGGUGUGAAGAAAGUGUCACUAGAGGACAUUGAGAAUACAGCAACAGGAAACAUGAUCAAGAAUCUGCUAAGUAGCCUUCAAGGUGAAGAAAACUUGGAAAAUAGGUCUGUCAAUGUACAAAUCAUUGAGGAACCUAUUGAGUCUCACAGUGACGAACAAUUAGAGGUUGAGAAAAAGGCUGGAUCAAGUUUUUAUGAGCCCUCAACCUACUUCCAAAUCGAGGAGAUGCAAAAUACACAUCAUGUUCCACGUGAAGGAAAAAGUGAGCUUGAUGGGAUGGAUUCUUCCCUAGAAGUCAUGGACCAGUCCAGUGGUGGGUUUGCUAAAGUCCAGAAGGUCUUUAGAGAAAGUGAAUCUCCACAUUUCUUCCAAGAUCAGGAGUUCCGAGAGUAUUUUGUGUCCACACCAGAUGAAGACCUUUCGGAAACCGAGGAAGGUGGAGGGAUAACCUCCUGUGGUCACUAUGGCAUUGUAGAUGACCUGUCAGAUGAGAGGUAUUAUCAAGAUGAAAGCCUUCCUCAGAGAAGAGUCAUCGUGGAGGAAAGUGAUGAGCACAAGCCAGGUGUUCGUUCAUUUGCCAAAGAGAAUUUCCCAGAAUGUAUCAUUGAAGAAGAAGUCCGCGUUUCUCCCAUAGUGCAAGAGUCGGUGCUCGAGUUCCUGAGAGAGGACUCUUUGGAGCCCAAAGAGCAGCUGAAGGGAGCUCUGGAGACACUUCAAAGUUCAGUAUCAGGUCCUUUGAGGGAGGAACUGGAUUUCCUCUCAAAAUUGAGCAGUGAAAAUCCACAGAAUGUGGAAGUCAAAAAGGUUGAACAGACAAGCGAUAACGGAACCAUGACGAUAGUUGCAGAGCUGAAUGUCUCUCAAACCCUUGAAGAUUCUGGGCUAUUGGAUGAUGGAGAUGAUCUUUCCAAAGAGCAAAUCAUGAAAGCUCUCAAAGCAUCCAACAUAGAGUUUGGGAAGGCCUUCCAGGAAGGAGCAGGAGCUGGGUACAGCAUCAGAGUUUCCAGAGAGGAGGGUGUUGCUGAGAUUGGGGGUUUCGAAGGCUUGGGAGAGUCUACAUCGGAAAUCACUGAGAAGCACGUUCAGCUGGAGCCAUCAGAGAAGCCCUUCACUUUUCAAAUGGAUGUUCAGGGAGGCCAUUCUGAGACAAGCUCAGGUCAAGCUCUCGGGUCACAUAUUUUGGAAACAUCCGUGAAUAAUUCUAACGAAAAACGAGUUGCAACAGUUUAUCUUGAAAGCCCCUUUGAAGGGUGAACAAAUGUAACCAGAAAUAAUUUCAGAUGGAGAAACAGAAGCUCCACAGUCAUAGCAGGCUGUAGACAACACGAAGCAAAAUGUCUUUAAAUGGUAUUAUUCAUUUAGCUAAAAACAUUAUUUUUGAUUAUAUUGCUGCUUUGCUAACACCAAAAACACCUAAUAUUAACAAACAUUAGCUUGAUGAUGCCAAGCCUGAAAUCUGCAGCAGUUUUCCUCUCAGGACUUGCCGGUUAUUAUAUUUGAUCUUUAACGGACUUUCAAGUUAUGCAUUCUCCUUUGAUUUUUUCAGUUUUAAACUGUCCUGUUGAGCUUAAACAGCAUGUUUUGCAGUCAAGAACACGUUUGAGUCAGCUACAUUUCGCCAUAUUGUUGAUUCUUCUGGAUCCAACACAGGCCCUCUGGAGUCAUGAGGUGCUACGCUCCAUUUGCAAAUUGGAGUUUUUGUGCCUUAGACUCCUCCACAAAAUAAAAUAAUGUCAGUAAAUCUUGGGGACUGUGAUUCAGUUUAAGAAGAAAGUGCAAAUGUAUAAAAAGCAGAGUUAGGCUUGUAGCCAAAAGCUUUGUGGAAAGGGAGAAGAUCAAUGUCUAGGCAAAAAAAAAAAGGCAUAAAACAUACUUGCUUGAUAUUUUAGAUUUUUUUUAGCUACUCACAAAUAACAAAAAUCUGUAUAUUUGUGUUAAUUGUGACAUGAACCUGUGCAAAUUUGUUUAACCAUGAACAUUCAGGUCUAAACAGGUAAAUUGGGGAUUUGGAAUUGAAAUUCUAGACCUCACUUUUCAGAAAUCCAAGAAUAAAACUAAAAGUAAAGGGACAUUAAAAAAUGAGGGGGAAAUGGUGAACCGCUCGUGAAAAUGUAAUCUUGUUUGCUUCUAAUGUAUGUUGUGUUUGACAGGUGUUGCUUGUUCAUCUUUGUUGGAAAUGAAAUGACAGUGCUGGCACACAGGAUUCAACUUUGCUCUGACCUAAGUGUGUUUACGACUGAAGCUAUUUUUGGAUCAUCAGCUUAGUGGCACCCAGUCUUCACUAAGGAUGGUUGUGUCGUGUCACGUUUGCAAAGGCAGAAGUGAAACACUGUGAAUUCUGUCGGAUACCAUGCAUAUUUUCUGUGUUCAACACGUUUCCACACAUUUUUAGCAGGUCUGGUUAAAAAGGAUGUCACUCGUUUAUUAGAAAUCCACAUUUCAGUGUGACACUGACAGUUCCACGCAUAAACACAAAUAUGUAAAUGAAAGAAUGUAUUCAAGUAUAAGGAAAGCUUUGUGUUUGGUAAAUGUUGAGAAACCAAAAAAAAAUUGUAAUUUCAAUGAUUUCUGUUUAAUUAAUGAUACAACUGUUUUGGUUGUCAGUUCUUAACUGGGGAAUUGAUAAAUAAUUAAAAGUUGUCAUUAGAAA
Nothobranchius furzeri (turquoise killifish) is the source of this 4518-nucleotide messenger RNA. It is a transcript of the gene synm, whose product is annotated as synemin, intermediate filament protein. Gene Ontology annotation, biological process: intermediate filament cytoskeleton organization; fast-twitch skeletal muscle fiber contraction. Lineage: Eukaryota; Metazoa; Chordata; Actinopteri; Cyprinodontiformes; Nothobranchiidae. The record is from RefSeq and is a predicted model, not a curated record. Gene Ontology annotation, molecular function: intermediate filament binding; vinculin binding; structural constituent of cytoskeleton. Gene Ontology annotation, cellular component: neurofilament cytoskeleton; intermediate filament; sarcolemma.